This is a messenger RNA of Lathyrus oleraceus (garden pea), 447 nucleotides long. Its product is annotated as auxin transporter-like protein 2. NCBI's taxonomy places the organism in Eukaryota, Viridiplantae, Streptophyta, Magnoliopsida, Fabales, Fabaceae. The transcript is spliced from 4 exons. The annotation marks the transcript as partial. The record is from RefSeq and is a predicted model, not a curated record.
AUGGACACUACAAAUCCACCUUUGGCUGGUGCUGAUGAUUUUGAUAUGUUUGCUAAUGAUGAUGAGUCUGCAGCCACUGAACCAUCUUCAGCUGAAAAUACUGCACUUAGUGAACCACCAUUAGAUAUAUUUUCUCUUUUUUUAGUAGGGAAACACUGGAGAAACGUCGGCUUGGCCUUUAACUGCAUAUUUCUUCUGUUUGGAUCUGUUAUCCAACUUAUAGCUUGUGCAAGCAAUAUAUAUUACAUAAAUGAUAAUCUGGACAAGAGGACUUGGACAUACAUAUUCGGAGCAUGUUGUGCAACCACUGUCUUUAUUCCCUCAUUUCACAACUACAGAAUCUGGUCCUUUUUGGGUCUUGUUAUGACCACUUACACUGCUUGGUAUCUAACAAUUGCUGCAAUCCUUCACGGUCAGAUGGAAGGAGUUAAGCACUCGGGUCCAAAA